CUUGCGUCCGAAGAAACGGUCUUGGAAAUUGGUAUCGCGGAGUGCUCGCGAUACACUCUAUGAGCAUCCUUCGUACAGUCCUUGUGUAACGCGAUCAUUUCGCUCGCAUAAAUUGUUGUAGAAGAGAGGGAAAUGUUUGUGGUAAUCAGGCAAGUUAUACGUGAAGCCACGAUUCAUAGUUCCGCAUAUCCGAAACUUAGUUCUUCCGACUAACAUCAUCCCUUAGAAAUUGAUGCGAAAGUAUGCAACAGAAUGGAAUCCUUGCAAUCGGCAAUAAUGAUGUGGCGGUCCUUCUUUGCACAUGCUCAUCUUCUCCGUUUCUAUUCUAGUACAAGUACUCGGCCUCGAAGAGUCAUUCCAAAGGCAUUUAACUUCACUGAUCUGUUUCUGAGCUUCCUUGCCUGACCAGCAUGCACACCUCAUUCUUCACCGCACUCGCUGCGCUUGCCACAGUUGCCACUGUUGUUGUUGGUGCAAUCCCUUAUGAUUGUACCCGCAAGACAACAGUUAAAGCUGGAGAUACAUGUGCCAAAAUCUCCGUUGCACAGAAAGUCUCAACAUACCAGCUGAUGACAGUUAACAAAGGCAUCAUUGACACCGCUUGUCAUCUGCAUGUCGGAGAAGAAAUAUGCCUUGGAAUUAGAUACCAAGACUGCACUGACGUCCAUGUAGUGAAGAACGGCGAGAAUUGCGUCGGAAUUUGCAAAGCAGCUGGUAUCUCGCUGUCCACAUUGUAUACGAACAACCAAAACUUAUUUAGGGACUGCAGUUUUGUAUUACCCGGCGAUGUUCUCUGCGUUUCGAAGCACCUUUACUACUCACCAGAUGGUAUUCCCCCAGUGUAAGGAAUGUCACUCCGCUAGCUACGGAAUUCCCUUUGUACUCCCGGCUAUGGACUUUCCCUUGUACCGGUUCGAAGUGUCAC
Molecule: messenger RNA, 925 nt
Organism: Suillus paluster
Lineage: Eukaryota; Fungi; Basidiomycota; Agaricomycetes; Boletales; Suillaceae
Exons: 6
Coding region: 411-845 (144 amino acids)
Source: RefSeq, a predicted model, not a curated record